This is a messenger RNA of Corvus hawaiiensis (hawaiian crow), 4096 nucleotides long. RefSeq names its product solute carrier family 13 member 4 (gene SLC13A4). Gene Ontology annotation, molecular function: transmembrane transporter activity. The record is from RefSeq and is a predicted model, not a curated record. Lineage: Eukaryota; Metazoa; Chordata; Aves; Passeriformes; Corvidae. The transcript has 16 exons. The coding region runs from base 779 to 2722 and encodes 647 amino acids. Gene Ontology annotation, biological process: monoatomic anion transmembrane transport. Gene Ontology annotation, cellular component: membrane.
CUUCAGCAGUCCUCAUUGGUGAAUUAGAGUUGCCUGUAGCUUUUUAACAAGUUUUUGUCUUGAGAUCAAGUAUAAUCCAUGCUGGAAUUACUGCCCUGUGAAUUCCAAGCUCAAGGCAAAAGUAGGGUAAAGGUAGAUACAAAACAGAAGCAAAGAAAUAAAAUCCGAAGGAGCUGCAAAUGGAGGGGGGGUUCGGUCUUUUCUUUAAAGAAGAAGUACCUGAAAAUUUACUUCUAUGCACUGAACAAUAAGUUGUUUGGUUUAGUAAUUUUCCAGCAGAAAAGGAACUGUAUAUGAGACUUUCAGACUAUCAAGCAGAAGGAAAAGCAGCAGCCCAAAACAUAUCUCACCUGAUUUAUGAAAACAGGAACCACAUCGCUAGAUGAUGGAAGAAAAAAACUUUAUAAAACAUGGGAAUAAGGAUACUACACAUCUACAACUGUGAGUCCGAAUAAAAAAGAAAAUUUGUCAAAAGAUCACUAUGCUCCAACUUGCAAAUCUCUGCAUGUUAUGGUGUGAUAAUAAUUUGGAUGUGGUGGUGAGCCCUACAUAAACUGAAUGUCUUUGUAGUCGAUAAACCUUUUCAAAACAACAGAUUGAAGAACAAAUAAACUAAGAAAGAUAUUUUAGGUGACUGUGGGGAUAGGAGAUGAGAUGCUGAGAGAUCUUUUGGGGAAAUCCAGGCACAGGUGAAGGAAAACGUGGCAUGAAAAUUGGAACAUCUGAGGAACCAGAGAAGAAUCUGAAGGAGGAGAAAGCCACCAGGAAGUGAAAGAGUAUGGCAGUGAUGAAGGAGAUUCUCCGAUCCAGAAAUCUCUUGCUCGUUGUUCUCAUUCCACUUCUGCUUCUUCCUCUGCCGCUCAUAUACCCCAGCAGUGAAGCCUCGUGUGCCUACGUGCUUGUGGUGACAGCUGUGUACUGGGUCUCUGAAGCAGUGCCUCUUGGGGCAGCAGCCUUGGUUCCUGCUUUCCUCUACCCUCUCUUUGGAGUCAUGAAGUCCAGCGAGGUGGCUGCUGAAUAUUUCAAGAACACAACUUUGCUCCUCAUGGGCGUGAUUUGUGUGGCAGCUUCUGUAGAAAAGUGGAAUCUCCACAAGAGAAUUGCCUUGCGCAUGGUGAUGAUGGCUGGAGCCAAGCCAGGCAUGUUGCUCCUUUGCUUUAUGUGCUGCACCACGGUGCUCUCCAUGUGGCUUUCCAACACCUCCAGCACAGCCAUGGUGAUGCCAAUCGUGGAGGCAGUGCUCCAGGAGCUAGUGAAUGCUGAGGAGGAGUGCGAGGUCAUCACGACUGCAGGCAGCACCGUUGCUGAAGACAACAAGCCAAUAGGUCUCGGUGAAAAGCAUGGCCAACCUUCACUGGAGCUUAUCUUCAUCAAUGAGGAUGCUACUACUACUGACUUCAGCUCCUUGAUGCACUCAAAGGUAUUGUCACAGAGCAUGAAUGGUGUGCAUAUGAUAGCCAACCCAAUUGGAACAAUGAAUUCUACGAGCAAUGGGCAGCACCUACCUCAGGCUCAGAUCCUGGUCCUGCCUCCUGAGUCCCCGGAGCUCGGCCUGAGCACCAAGUACCGGUACCAGACCAGACAUGACCACAUGGUCUGCAAAUGCCUCUCACUGAGCAUCUCCUAUGCAGCAACCAUUGGGGGGCUGACCACCAUCAUUGGCACCUCCACCAGCCUCAUAUUCUUAGAGCACUUCAACAACCAGUACCCAAAAGCUGAAGUGGUGAAUUUUGGAACCUGGUUUCUGUUCAGUUUCCCCAUCUCCCUCAUCAUGUUGGUGCUGACUUGGUUCUGGCUGCACUGGCUGUUCUUGGGUUACAAUUUUAAAGAGACCUGUUCUGUGAGCAAGAAGAAGAAGACCAAACGGGAAGAAAUGUCAGAGAGAAAAAUUCAAGAGGAAUAUAAGAAACUGGGAAAUGUUAGCUAUCCCGAGAUGGUGACUGGAUUCUUCUUCAUCCUGAUGACCUUGCUUUGGUUCACUCGUGAGCCUGGCUUUGUCCCAGGAUGGUCAUCGUUUUUUGAGAAGAAAGGUUACCGGACUGAUGCCACUGUCUCUGUAUUUCUUGGGUUUCUCCUUUUCCUGAUUCCAGCAAAAAAGCCAUGUUUUGGAAAAAGGAAAAAAGGUGAGGAGGAUGCAGCAAGAAAGAGAGCUGGAGAUGGUGAAAAGUCAACAGACAUUAACAGCCUGGAGCCCAUCAUUACCUGGAAGGACUUCCAGAAGACCAUGCCCUGGGAGAUUGUAGUGUUGGUUGGAGGGGGUUAUGCCUUAGCAGCUGGAUGCAAGACCUCUGGCCUCUCUACAUGGAUUGGACGUCAAAUGCUCUCCCUGAGCAGCCUUCCCUACUGGGCUGUAACUCUGCUGGCUUGCAUUUUGGUGUCCAUGGUAACAGAAUUUGUUAGUAAUCCAGCAACCAUAACCAUCUUUCUGCCUAUUUUAUGCAGCAUGUCAGAAACACUGCUCAUCAACCCUUUAUACACCCUGAUUCCUGUCACCAUGUGCAUCUCAUUUGCGGUGAUGCUGCCAGUGGGUAACCCUCCAAAUGCCAUUGUCUUCAGUUAUGGGCACUGCCAGAUCAAAGAUAUGGUGAAAGCUGGCCUGGGUGUAAAUCUGAUUGGCCUGGCUGUUGUCAUGGUGGCCAUCAACACAUGGGGAAUUAGGCUCUUCCAGCUGAACACCUUUCCAGAAUGGGCAGCAGUCAGCAACAUCACAAGCCAAACGUAAUCUUCAAUGAAAAAAAAAGCAAAGGUGCAAGACCAAAGCAAGUUGGGACAAAAUAUUGUGCCUACAUUUCACAUAGGAAAGAAAGAAGGAAACUUGUGUAUAGAGAGAACCAGGAUCCAUUGUAAAACCAUGAAGAAAAUCCACAGGGAGGUCUUCUGCAACAGCUUUUCUGUUCUGAAAAUCAGAGUUAAAAUGAGAGAUUAGCUUUGCUCUGUUGUUGCUUUCUCUGGGAUACCAUAACUCAGAAAAAAUCCACUCCUCCAGAUUAUCUACCUAUAGCUUUUUCAUGCCUUAGAGCAAUUAUGUAACUUGUAUGUAGGACUCCAGGGGCAGAAGACAGGUGCUCAUACACUGGUGUACUCAGCAGUAGCAGAUCCAGUCCUGCCAUUGACUUACAGUGAUCGUAGGGUGAGUCUUAUUCCCAAAUCCAGAAGAGUUUUAUAAUCCUACUUCUUCUGAAGGAAAAUUAUUAUUCUUCUUUUGAGAUGAUUCAUCACUGUUUUGCAAAAACCACUUUUCCACCUAACUCAUAUGACCUGGACAGAAAUCCAGCCACCAACUACCAGCUACAGCACUUCAAAGGGAUAAUAGGAACCGACAGAGAGGAAGGAGAAUUCUCCUUAGAAGGAGAAUGUGUUGUUGUUUUUUUUUCACACAGCACUAAUAUAAAUUUCCAAUAUUGCAGUACUUGCAAUCUCUGCUUUGGAAGAGUUUCAGGAAUAGAAAGUUUUGUUCAAGACCUUCUUUAUCAUUACUGCAGUGGGAGUUCUUUCAGCAGGGGAAGCUGUGAGCAGCAAAGUCUUACCAGGCCAACACCCCCAUUGCUCCUCUGGCUGCUGUUUAGUUAUGCACUUUUGAUUCUCCUGACAGAGAAAGUCUCCUCCCCAAUGGCACUCAGCGCUGCUCCAUGAGUAAGAAGGGAGAGGGCUGAAGUGGAGUGGUGCUGGUGUAGCUCCCCAUCCUGUGCAUUCACUUGAACAUCACCCCCCCUGCUCUCUAGCAGCCCAGAGAACAGGAACUCCAAACGUAGAAAACUGACAUAAAGUAGAUAACUACCAAGCCAAAAGGCCAAUCUCUUUAUCUCUCAUCAACAAAGUGAAUGCCCUGCUUUCCUCAGUGGAUCCCUGUGGCACUCAUUAAAUCUUCUCAUGUAUUAUGUCCUGGUUUUAAUAAUUUCCUUAAUGUCAAUACAUUUAAGCUGUAGAUUAGAAUGAUUGAAUCUCAUGUAAUCACACACACACUUUAAUGAAUUUUUCUUCUUUCCACUUUUAAUCUAGUGUGAUAGAUAGUGUGAAUAGAUAAUGUGCAAUAGAUAGUGUGAAUGUCUAUUCUGCAAAAAUAAAAUGGCAAUAAAAUGAAUUAUUCACUACUGCA